Molecule: messenger RNA, 572 nt
Organism: Triplophysa rosa
Lineage: Eukaryota; Metazoa; Chordata; Actinopteri; Cypriniformes; Nemacheilidae
Gene: rps27.2
Product: ribosomal protein S27, isoform 2
Exons: 4
Coding region: 51-305 (84 amino acids)
Biological process (GO): ribosomal small subunit assembly; translation
Cellular component (GO): ribosome; cytosolic small ribosomal subunit
Molecular function (GO): structural constituent of ribosome; RNA binding
Source: RefSeq, a predicted model, not a curated record
UGUAUUUCCGCUAGCCCCCCCUUUUCGGCCGCCGCUCCAUACUCGCCAACAUGCCUCUCGCGAAGGACUUGUUGCACCCAACGCCAGAGGAAGAAAAGAGGAGACACAAGAAGAAGCGUCUCGUACAGUGCCCUAACUCCUAUUUUAUGGAUGUCAAAUGCCCAGGCUGUUAUAAGAUCACUACGGUAUUCAGUCACGCACAGACGGUGGUCUUGUGUGUAGGAUGCUCUACAGUGCUGUGCCAGCCCACCGGAGGAAAGGCCCGCCUCACAGAAGGAUGCUCGUUCAGGAGAAAGCAGCACUAGUCUCUCAUUAACUAAUAUGCAAGGACAAGGGAGACGGCGGGAGGAGAGACAGGAUUGGCUGCUCCACAGGGUUUAAGUGACUCCAUUCUUAACGGGUCCAUGUUCCUGAUGUGUGAUAUGGAGAUGAAUGCUAAACCGAGAAGAGGACGUGAAAACUUAAAAUGUCCAAGUGCUGUCUGAACACAGAGCUUGCUGGAUUGAGGCGUUUAAUUACCGAACCUGUCUCUCUCUCCCUCUCACUUUAAAUAAAGAUUCAUUUUUCAUUUA